Messenger RNA from Neodiprion fabricii, 2342 nucleotides. It is a transcript of the gene mus81, whose product is annotated as crossover junction endonuclease MUS81. The record is from RefSeq and is a predicted model, not a curated record. The transcript is spliced from 9 exons. Lineage: Eukaryota; Metazoa; Arthropoda; Insecta; Hymenoptera; Diprionidae. The coding region runs from base 193 to 2163 and encodes 656 amino acids. Gene Ontology annotation, molecular function: DNA binding; 3'-flap endonuclease activity; crossover junction DNA endonuclease activity. Gene Ontology annotation, cellular component: Holliday junction resolvase complex; nucleus. Gene Ontology annotation, biological process: resolution of meiotic recombination intermediates; double-strand break repair via break-induced replication; DNA catabolic process.
AAAUUUCAUAAGGCAAUCCAGUGUCCACUCAGUUAGCCUAGUUAAAAUGUCGCAAUCUUUCUUCCCUUCUGUAUAAUCGAGGCCUAAAUGCGUGUUGUCACAGGCAGUGUUAUUGGUUGACAAAAUCAUUCUGUUACAACUGUCAACAGUUCUGAAUGCGAUGAGAAAAUUAUAACAAUUGAUGAAUCGACGAUGAGCAGCUACUCGGCAAAAAUGAAGAGAAUUAGAGCAAAAUCGAAAUGUCCAAAUCCGCUUUUUGAAAAGUGGCUUGAGGAGUGGAAAGAGGAUGCAGCAUCACAGGGUUCACAGAUGCAGUAUUGUUUUAUAAAGGCUUUGUCUUCUCUAAGAAAAUGUCCGCUACGUUUAGAGACAGGCAGAGAUUGUAAAAUACUACAGUAUUUUGGGGAUAAACUAUGCAUUAUGUUGGACAAAAAAUUGACCGAAUACAAAACUAAGGGCUUGUGUACAGCUGCUAACAGCAUAAAGCCAGCCAAUCAGUUCCAAGAUCCAAAUGACUGUGAUGUGAACAAUACUGACGAUUAUCUAGGACAUAGAGCACGGCAAACUCCGAAUAAAAGAGAAAAAAAACCCAACGGCGGUGAACCACAACCAGCAAAAAAAACAAGAAAACUAAAGGACAAUAGUGACACAGCUCGGGCUAUAGAAAAUGGAGUGAAAACUAAUUCUAAGAACAAUUCCUACAUACCUGCGUGGAGAUCUGGAGGAUAUGCAAUACUGUUAACAUUUUAUGAAAAGAUGCAGAAUCCAGAUUUCAUAGGAUAUAUGAACAAGGCUGAUCUUCAGGCCGCUGCUCAACGUUACUGUGAUAAUUCUUUAAGUAAACCAGAACCUGGUAGCUACUAUUCCGCGUGGGCCUCUAUGACUACUUUAAUACAAAAAGGGCUCGUCAUUAAAAGCAGCAACCCUGCAAAAUACCGUCUAACAGAUGAUGGGUACACAGCAGCAGUUCAGCUGUCCGAAAUUGACGAAAACCAUCCUGCUUUUAACAACCCGUUUCCAUGUUCAAGUGCAGAAAGAAAUGGCGAUGUUAGGAUCUUGUCACCUGCGAAAAGUUGUAGUUCUGCUAACUCGGAAUUGCACAGUCCAGAAGUAAACGAGCCAGUUUACGAGAUAAACUCUCGCUCAAAUUCUCCAAUUGAAAUCGAAAAUCGAAGAAAUGAAGUUGCGUGCAGCAGUGCUGUAAGCUUGGCUAGGGAAUUGGACGUUUAUUCUGCGGGUCAGAUAAAGGAAUCAGCUAAUUUACUGAAUAAUGGAGAAAAAUGUAAACAGGGAAGUGUGAGCUCGAGCUUUGAGACAGUCAUUCUUGCACCGAAUACUUUUGAUGUGAUUUUAUUAGUUGACGACCGCGAAAUAGCUGGUGGUAAGGUGCAACCCAAGGACGACAUAACACUCGCAGAGUUAACGAGAGCAGAAGUCAGAUUUGAAGUUCGAAAUUUAAAACUUGGGGAUUUUACUUGGAUAGCAAGAUGCAAAAGUUCUGGCUUCGAGCUGAUCUUGCCCCAUAUAGUAGAGAGAAAACGGAUGGAUGAUUUUAGUGGCAGUAUUAGGGAUGGAAGAUAUCAAGAGCAAAAGUUUAGAUUGAAGAGAUCUGGUAUUGAUAAUAUAAUUUAUCUAGUAGAGAAUCAUGGCAAUAAUCAACACUCCCUACUACCUUUGCAAACUCUGUUUCAAGCAGCGACUAACACAUUGAUUCAGGACGGAUUUGCCGUGAAGUACACUAAUAGUCAUAAAGACUCAAUGUUUUACUUGGCCUCCCUAACACUGAUGCUCAAUAAAAUUUAUCAGAAAAAAACUCUCAUCGGGUGUAACAAGGACGACCUAACGUCUUCCAAUAUACUCUCAAACGAAACACGACUUAUGUUCUUUAAAGAUUUUAACAAAGCAGUCGCCAAAGUAAAGAAUUUCAAAUUGAGCGAAAUGUUCAUCCGACAAUUGGUUCAAUUGAGAGGUAUGUCUGUCGAGAAAGCUAUGGCGAUCGUUGAGUUUUAUCCAACGCCAUUCGCGCUAAAGAAAGCCUACAACGACGCGGGUUCUAGCGGAGAAAACUUACUAGCUUCAAUACUGUUUGGAAGAACCCAACGCCAGCUAGGACCUGUGCUAAGUAGAACUAUGCAUCAAUUUUACACGAAAAAAAGUUUUUGAAAGACUUGGAAUAUAAGAGCUUUGGUUGCCUUAUGAAAAUCUUUACGAAAAUCUUUACUUGUAUAUACGAAAAGACAUUUCAAGACCAAUGUUCGAUGGUAGUUUCACUUCAGCAUUCGUUAUAUAAAACAAUUUUAUCAUGACAGAACUGUAUGGAGACUAAUUAAAAGACUUUUUUU